AUGGCCAGAGCCAGAGCCAACUGCCACAGGGAAAGGGGAUCGCCAAAAACACCCCUAGCAGCUAGCUCGCUCAAUGCUCGUUCUCGGUCUCGCACCCUGAUGCUGAUCAAGGGCAUGGCAUUGGGUUUGUCCGCCGCCGUCAACGCGGGCGGACUUUUAGGUCGCUCCAGUGCCUCAAACUUCCAGAGGAUCCACACCAUCACCAUCAACAGAACAUCAACAUCCAUCAUCUGCGGAUCCAUCUCGACCCCUGCUAGCCUCGACUCCCUGGACGAUCCCUGUAACAUGGAGCACUCUAGCACUUCUCUCGCCUUCUCGGACAUAAUGACCACGCCGACCGUUAACUACACGCCCUCCAUUCCCAGUAACUCACUCAUCCUCACGGGCACUCACUCACUCACAUCACCACCCACUCCUGUCCCAGGUGCUUGGUACUCUACUACUACUACUACCAACACUGGCUUACACAUACUGGCUUACACCACUCAACAUCCACCCAAUCCAAACACAACCCACAAUCUGGAUUCAAUGGGAUCAGGUAGCUUACCAUCUCCUCCCGCUGAGGAUCAUAAGUCGACCCUCUCUCGAAAGAGCACAUCGUCAAGUUCCAAGUCUGUCAAGCCUGUGCACCGCACUUCCAAGCGAGCCAGCUCAAGUGCUGCUACAAUUCACCACCACGACCAUGUCACACAUACAACUGGUAUGGACGGCCGACAUAAGCUCUGCACAGCUGGUGUACGAAAGAAGAUGGAAUACAAGCAAUUGCCUAGAGGUUACGCCGAGGUUCUCGAGAACACACAAUUCGCCCUCAUUGCUACAGUCCACAAGCUCUACUCAAUGGUUCGAAACAACCAGUCUUGGGAUUUGGGAGAGCCCGAACUCAACGACCGCGGCCAGCCCGUGAUCCACAACAUCGCCCAGAAGCUCGGCUGCAUCCGCCCUAACAGCGAUAUCGACCUCCCUGUUCACUCAGUGUUCCCUGAAGACGAAGCUGGUAUGGCUGAGCUGGCUCGACAGCUCGAGGAUCAACAGAAGGAGCACGAGCCUGCAAAGGAAACCAUCAAGGACACCGAUUCAUCCGUGUGCAACCGAACCGAGCGAGCGUCAUCAUCGGAGCUCGACCACUCCGACUUUGAGCACGACUAUCGAAGGGCCGCCUUUGGUAACGCCAAUGCCAUGACCCUCUCACCGCAGAGCUUCACAGGCAGCGCCGACUUCGACUUCGCCCCUCCACCACCCGAGAUAGAUGCUUCCAGCCUGUUCCCCUCGCAAUCGCCCGCCAUGAGCAACUUUCCCGCCUGGACAAUGACCAAGCCCCAGCCUAGCGACCUUACCAUGCAAUUCCUACAACAGCAGCAACAGAAUGGCAUGAUGGCAAAUAUGGACUUGUUGAAUCAGGGCCUCGUCGAAUCAGAAUUUGGAACAAUCAAGCCUCAUGUUCUGUCAUGUCCCAACCCCGAAGUUAUGCUGGGCAUGGGCGAUCCCAUGAUAUAUUCUGGCUACGAUGGUGAACCGAUGCGACUAUAA
Fusarium oxysporum Fo47 is the source of this 1527-nucleotide messenger RNA. RefSeq lists its product as uncharacterized. Lineage: Eukaryota; Fungi; Ascomycota; Sordariomycetes; Hypocreales; Nectriaceae. The record is from RefSeq and is a predicted model, not a curated record. Bases 1 to 1527 code for a protein of 508 amino acids. The transcript has 7 exons.